Messenger RNA from Papaver somniferum (opium poppy), 414 nucleotides. RefSeq lists its product as uncharacterized. Bases 1 to 414 code for a protein of 137 amino acids. The record is from RefSeq and is a predicted model, not a curated record. NCBI's taxonomy places the organism in Eukaryota, Viridiplantae, Streptophyta, Magnoliopsida, Ranunculales, Papaveraceae. The transcript has a single exon.
AUGAUUAACUUCUCUAAGCCAGAUGCCUUUAUUACAGGAGAUUUGUCACAUCAGCAUAAAAUGGAAAUAGUGGAGAAACUGGGAGUUAAACAGAUGUGUGAUUCUGACAAAUAUCUGGGACUACCAACUUUAUUAGGUCAAUCUAAAACACUCUCUUUUAAGUCUAUCAAUGAUGCUUCUGAAAAUAGGCUCAGUGGAUGGAAUUCAAAAAUUCUUAAUCACUCAGCUAGAACCACUAUUGUUAAGUCAAUGUUAAACUCUAUACCAGCUUAUUACAUGAGUUUCUUUAAGUUACCCAAGCACACAUUAAAACAGCUUGAGGCAAUACAAAGGAAAUUCUGGUGGGGAUAUAAGAAUAAUAAAGGAAUAAACUUCACUGGCUGGAAUUCUCUAUGUAACCCAAAAGCAGAGUAG